Messenger RNA from Selaginella moellendorffii, 1168 nucleotides. Its product is annotated as chalcone synthase. The record is from RefSeq and is a predicted model, not a curated record. The coding region runs from base 1 to 1146 and encodes 381 amino acids. Gene Ontology annotation, molecular function: acyltransferase activity, transferring groups other than amino-acyl groups. Gene Ontology annotation, biological process: polyketide biosynthetic process. NCBI's taxonomy places the organism in Eukaryota, Viridiplantae, Streptophyta, Lycopodiopsida, Selaginellales, Selaginellaceae. The transcript is spliced from 2 exons.
AUGGCUCGCAAGCCCAAUGGAGUGGCAAACGUACUCGCCAUUGGCACCGCCGUACCGCCCACAUCCUUCCCCCAGAGCAGCUACCCCGAGUACUUCUUCCGUGCGACCAAAUCCACUGACAAGCCCGAGAUGAUGCAAAAGUUCCAAAGAAUCUGCGAUCGAUCUGGAAUCAAGAAGCGCCACUUCUAUCUCACCAGCGAGAUACUCGAAAAGAACCCAGAGAUCUGCAGCUACAUGGGCGCAUCACUGGAUGCCCGGCAGGAGAUCGGCGUGCGCGAGGUGCCCAUGCUGGCCAAGGAGGCAGCGAGCGCCGCGAUCGCGGAAUGGGGGCAGCCCAAGUCGGCCAUCACGCACCUCGUCCUGGGCACCACCAGCAGCAUCGACAUGCCGGGCGCCGAUUUCCAGCUCCUCAAGCUCCUGGGCCUCCGCCCCAGCGUGAAGCGCGUGAUGAUCUACCAGCAGGGCUGCUUCGCCGGCGGCACGGUGCUGCGCAUCGCCAAGGACCUCGCGGAGAACAACGAGAACGCGCGGGUGCUGGUCGCGUGCAGCGAGAUCACCGCCGUCACCUUUCGCGCGCCGUCGGACAAGCACCUGGACGGGCUCGUCGGAUCCGCGCUGUUUGGCGAUGGCGCCGCGGCGCUCAUCGUCGGCGCGGAUCCCAGGCCGGGGAUCGAGAAGCCCCUGUUCGAGAUCCACUCGGCAAUCCAGACGGUCCUUCCCGAGAGCGAUGGGGCGAUCCUGGGACACCUCCGCGAGUGCGGCCUCGUCUUCCACCUCCUCAAGGACGUCCCUGGGAUCAUUGCCAAGAACCUGGGCAAGGUGCUUGGGGGGAUGCUGGAUCGCGCGGGGGUGGCGAGCUACAACGAUCUCUUCUGGGUGGUGCAUCCGGGAGGCCCCGCGAUCCUGGAUCAGAUGGUGGCGAGGCUGCAGCUGGACGAGGAGAAGAUGCGCGCGACGCGCCAGGUGCUGGCGGACUUUGGAAACAUGUCGAGCUCGUCGGUGCUGUUCGUGCUGGAGGAGAUGAGGAAGGGAUCGACGCGGGCGGGCAUGAGGAGCACCGGCGAGGGAUGCGAUUGGGGCAUCAUGCUUUGCUUUGGGCCGGGGCUCACAGUGGAGGCGUUGCUGCUCAAGAGCACCGCAGUUUGAAAGGGAAUAUACUUGAUCUAAA